Molecule: messenger RNA, 2748 nt
Organism: Zea mays
Lineage: Eukaryota; Viridiplantae; Streptophyta; Magnoliopsida; Poales; Poaceae
Exons: 2
Coding region: 65-1117 (350 amino acids)
Biological process (GO): aerobic respiration; tricarboxylic acid cycle; respiratory electron transport chain
Cellular component (GO): ribosome; mitochondrion
Molecular function (GO): 2 iron, 2 sulfur cluster binding; structural constituent of ribosome; electron transfer activity
Source: RefSeq, a predicted model, not a curated record
CGCGCCCCCCCCCCCCCAAGGCCCCAACCUUCCAGGAAAAAAAACCCGGAAUCCGCACCCAUCCAUGGCCGCCGCCGCCCUGCUGCGCCGCUCGCCGGCGGCGCGCGCGCUCCUCUCUCCGGCGCUCUCGUCCCGCCUCGUCGCGUCCAAGCCCCACUCCUCCUCCCCCACGCAGCCGCCCCCCGAGGCAAAGGGCGCCUCCAGCACGAAGACCUUCUCGAUCUACCGGUGGGACCCGGACUCGCCGUCGACCAAGCCGCACCUCAGGGACUACCAGGUGGACCUGUCCGACUGCGGGCCGAUGGUGCUGGACGCGCUGCUCAAGAUCAAGAACGAGCAGGACCCGUCGCUCACCUUCCGCCGCAGCUGCCGCGAGGGCAUCUGCGGGAGCUGCGCCAUGAACAUCGACGGGGACAACGGCCUCGCCUGCCUCACCAAGAUCUCCUCCGCCUCCUCGGCGUCCACCGUCUCGCCGCUGCCCCACAUGUUCGUCAUCAAGGACCUGGUGGUCGACAUGACCAACUUCUACAACCAGUACAAGAGCGUCGAGCCGUGGCUCAAGCGCAAGGACCCGCCGCCGCAGCUAGGCAAGGAGGUCCCGCAGACCAAGGCCGACCGCGCCAAGCUCGACGGCAUGUACGAGUGCAUCCUCUGCGCCUGCUGCUCCACCUCCUGCCCAUCCUACUGGUGGAACCCCGAGGAGUACCUCGGCCCAGCCGCGCUGCUCCACGCCAAUAGGCUUCCGCUGUGGGGGACACUUAUGAAACCAAAACCCAACAUGUUCAUGCACCUUCAAGCUCGAGGAUAUCACGGGGUGUCAGAGAAGAGAAACCUGCGGGACCACAAACGUAGAUUGCUUGCAGAAAAGUUUGAGCUGAGAGGAAAGCUGUAUAAGGCUGUCUGUAGGGACCCUGAUCUUCCAUUGGAUAUGCGGGAGAAGUUCCGCUAUAAAUUGUCCAAGUUGCCAAGAAAUAGCUCCAUGACACGCCUUAGAAACCGCUGCAUUUUCACGGGACGGUCUCGUGCUGUCUACAAGAAAUUCCGCAUGUCUCGUAUUGUGUUCCGGACAUUGGCAAACAAGGGUGAACUGAUGGGCGUAAAGAAAGCAUCGUGGUAGAUGUUAACGAGCCAGUAGAAAAAAAGCGCUAGCUCUGCACUAGUCCAGGAAAAAUAAGGUUGUUUACAUGCAAUCUUUCAGUGUGUGAUCCCUGAAACAAUCUUUGAAGUUUCUGACCGGCAGACCAAUUUUAUUUAAGUAUUUUAGUUGAAUCAGUGUACUGUUGUUUUUUGGAUAUUUUGCACUCAUGAAGUUAAAGGAUCAGAACUUGUUUCUGAAUGCAGAAAUGUUUUCUCUGUUAUCUUAUCUUCACACUUGGGUUAUGAGUAAUGCUGCGCUUGUUUCUGUUAUCUGGUACUUUGUGCUUCAUGUUGCUAAGUAGUUACCACCUGACUCCAAAGCUUACAUCAUGUGCUCAGAAUGGUUGUGUAUUGUAUGCUUAGAGUAAUCCUGACUUGGUAAGUUGUUUGUUUGGCUACUUUUGUUCUACCUUCUGGACUUGUCACUUCUCAGAAGUCUGUUCGGCAUUGCGGAUUUGUCAUCCUUGCUGAUAUGUUGAGUCAUUUGAUAUUCAAGUGUCUUAUUUGAUUGUAUGAUCCAUACACCAGCUGUUUGAUUCAUCUUACCUGUAUUUAAUUUUUUUGUUGUGCACAUGGAGGGCCUGUGUUAGAUCAUAGGAACUAAGAUAUGGGUCAUGGCAGUUAAUUCCCAUUAAAUAAUAUGAUGACCAACUUUGUUUGCAGUUAGUGUAAUUAAUGAACACUGAUGUUUUUGGUAUGCAAUAUUUUACGUUCUUAAAGUUGAGCGGAGAUUAAUAAAAAAAAAGUUAAUAGAGGUAGUUUUGUUCGCCUUAAUUUUCUGCUCCAAAAAGUUCUGUUUGAAUACCACCUUUUAGGUGAUAAUGUUGAGUGCUUUCACUGCCUAAUUUGUUACAAGAAACUGUUUCUCCUGCACUGACUCCAUAUCUGUAAAUUCUACAUCCUAUACAUGCUGCACAUCUGUGUGGAGUUACCAAAUACUGGUAUUUAGAUUUGAGUCUAUAUAUUUACUUAUUUUUGUGAUCGUGUUUUGAAUUUUAUCCCCAAUGGAUUGAUUGAAGUAAUUUGCAGCCCUUCGGCUCAGUUUGAACUUUGAACUUGUGAUGCCCAAGUAGGGCGGGCAUGCUUGGCACUCCGUGAUGGCUCUUGUUGCAUAAAAUGUCCCUUCGUUGUUCCAGGUGGAUACAGGACAGCCGUGACCAGUUCACCAAGGAGCGCCUGGACGCCAUCAACGACGAGUUCAAGCUGUACCGCUGCCACACCAUCAAGAACUGCACGCAUGCCUGCCCCAAGGGCCUGAACCCGGCGAAGCAGAUCGACACGAUCAAGAAGCUCCAGUUGGACGCCUGAAAGCGGUCAUGCCUUCCCUUCAAGACGAACAUGGAACAAAACCUGUGAAAAAUUGCCCUUCUUUUGCGCCGUGGUUUUCUACCUGACAAAUAAUUCCCGAUUUGGGGGCCUCCUGGAGGUAGUGUAGGGAGUGAAUAACUGCUACAGCAUUUCAUUUUUAUGCCGUAUCUAAUUUGGUCAUCUGCAAUGCAUUGUAUGGAUCACCAUCACUUGUGGAUGAUUGCCGUUGCACUUUAAAUUUGCUUCACAUAAACGAAAUUUGUCUGGCCUUUUGAGAGUGAACGAGUGUUAAAUUGUUAAUAA